This is a messenger RNA of Pseudonaja textilis, 2165 nucleotides long. Lineage: Eukaryota; Metazoa; Chordata; Lepidosauria; Squamata; Elapidae. The record is from RefSeq and is a predicted model, not a curated record.
AGAGAAGUCAGGAAAGAAGUCUACAAUGGAGAUUUUUCCAUUAGGAAAAGUGGGGGAGAGCCAUCCAAACUAAAGGAGAGCAAUUCAACCCAAGGGCAGAAAUAGAGGCAGGGAAACCUGUUCAGGUUCUCUUGGAAUCAACCAACAUGGCGUCAGUACGAGAAGUGUCCAGUUUCACUGAAGACCUGCUGUGCCCCAUUUGCCUCUCCUUCUUUCGGGAGCCCCACAUGCUGGAGUGUGGCCACAGUUUCUGCGCUCCCUGCCUGGAGCCCUGCAUCCCCAAAGGACAAAGACGGGGGCUCUGCCCCGAGUGCCGGCGCCCCUUCGCUUUGCGCCGCAUGACGAUCAACCGAGCCCUCUGCAGCCUGGCUGAGAAAGCCCGGCUUCUGAAGCUGGACGAAGGGACGCAGCUGAGCAGCACCGGAGGAUGGUACUUCUGUGAGGAACACGAGGAGCCUCUUAAGCUCUUCUGCAGCCAAGAUGAGGAGUCCGUUUGCGUCAUCUGCCGGGACUUGCCUCAGCACCGGGGACACGACUUCCUGCCCAUCAAAAACGCGGUUCAGACCUAUCAGGACCAACUGAAGGCCUCUCUGGAGCCUCUUGAGGAAGGUCUCAGGCGGUUGAAAAGAAGCCAGUGCCACCAGCAGGAGAACAUUAUUGAAUUAAAGACCUGCUCCGAAUCCUUGUCUGAUCAUGUCUCUGGAGAGUUUGUGAAGAUGCACCAGCUGCUGAACGACAGAGAGUUGGGUAUAAAACAGGCCUUAGAAAACCAGAGAGAAAAGAACUUGGCACAGAUGGAAACCAAGUUAAAGGAACUGGACUGGAAGAUGGCUUCACGUUCAGAAACACUGUGUCGUAUACAGGCCAGCCUUGAAUGCAAAGACCACAUCAGUUUCCUUAAGGAAGCAAAGGAGUUGCUAGAGAGGCUCCGUAAGGAACAAGGAGCUCCGGACGAACCCGAGCUAGAUGCUGAAGUGGUAGGAGAAGAUGGGCACGGUGCCAGCAGUGAAGAUACAGAUGAGUGUGAGAAUGAAAUUGAUGAAGACGUUGAUGAUGAGGAAGUGGAGGAAGUAGAAGAAGAGGAAGAAGAGGAGGAGGAAGAAGAAGAGGAGGAACAGGAAGAAGAAGAACAAGAGACAGCAGAGGAAGAAGAAGAGGAGAAGGAAGAGGAUGAAGAUGGAGUGGUGGCUGUCGACUUGAACCUGGGCGAGUUUAAAGGACCUCUGCAAUUCUACGCCUGGAAGGAGCUCCUGGGUGCAGUACAUCCAGUCCCUGCAACCAUCACUUUGGACUGCAACUCAGCUCAUCCCAGCUUGGUCCUCGUGGAAGAAGCCACCGGGGUCAAGUUCAGUCCUGGCCGACGGUUCUGGCGACGAAAGCUGGAGCGCUUCACCUCCACCCCGUGUGUGGUGGGGCGGAAGGGCAUCACCACUGGGCGCUUCUACUGGGAGAUCCAAGUCGGGGACAGCCCAGGUUGGAUAGUGGGGACCGCCAAAAAGUCUGUGAAGCGUAAAAAGCGGCUGAAUUUUCUGCCCAAGGAAGGGGUGUGGGCUAUUGAGCUGAAGGCGGGAGAGUACCAAGCCCUGAGUGAUCCCCGUACGCCCCUUUCGGUCUGCGGGAGGAUGGAAAAAGUGGGGGUCUACCUGGACUUUGAAGGGGGGCAACUCUCUUUUUACAACAGCAGCAGCAUGUCCCACCUCUACACCUUCCAAGCGUGCUUCCAUGAAGAGCUGCUGCCCUUCCUCAGCACUCAAAGCAGCUACCCCCUUUCGGUGUGGGACCUGGAGCUUUGAGAUCUUAGCUCAGGGUGUAGGGUUAGGGUUAGGAUUGCAAAGAACAGCCUGGUGAAAGUUGAAAACGUCGAGGUGUGUUAAGAUGGCUGCUUUUAAGAGAAAGUCCAUUCUAUUCCCUCUUUGCAAGCGAUCGCUCGAAGAUUCGAAACUGGUCUGACCUGACUAUUGUGGCCCAUGAUGGUGGUUCUAGGUGCAGAGAGCACUGUAAGUGUAGCUUUUAACUUGACCUUCUAUUUGCCACGUGUUUAAUUUGCUCGACCCGUUGACUGUGGCAAGGAUAGAGGUUGCCUCUGUCCACCUGUGGUGCAAGAUUUUACCUGCUUUCAAUGCGUUCCACUGCAGGCAAAAACAAUGAAGGCAAGCCAUACUUCC